GGACGCUCAGAGGCGGAAGUGAAGCAAGCACUUCCACAAUCAAAACAUUACUGGUGCGCAAUGGGCAAGUGUGCUUACACCAAAUAACAUUUUGCUUUUCCGUCGGGGAAUUUCCCUUCCGCCAUGCUUCAGCUGAACGACACGGUGGAGCCCGAAAGUCCGGGAGCCGCGGUUCUCCAUCCGGCCGAGGCAGAGGAAGGAGUGGAGGUCGCUUUCACGCCGCCGGAGGCCGGGCGGAGCCUGGGACAUGGAGCCACUGCAGCCUGCUGCGGGCCACUGCAAACGUUGACGCCUUUUCACGUGCAUAACCCCACCAUUCAAGCCAAAGUCAAGGACUAUUUUGUGUUCCGGCCAGGUACCAUCGAGCAGGCGGUCAGCGACAUCCGGACUGUGGCGCUUCCCUCUGAGGAUGGAGAAGUGCUGAGUGUCUGGCUUCUGGCUCAGAUUGACCACUGGAAUAAUGAGAAGGAGAGACUUGUCCUCAUUACGGAGAGGUCCUUGCUGGUGUGCAAGUACGACUUCAUCAAUUUGCUGUGUCAGCAGGUUAUCAGAAUCUCGCUCAACGCCGUCGACACCAUCUCAGUGGGCGAGUUUGAGUUCCCACCCAAAUCCCUGAACAAGAGAGAUGGUGUUGGGGUUCGUGUCCAGUGGGACAAGCGUCCCCGGGCCUCCUUCUUAAACCGCUGGAACCCGUGGUCCACAGAUAUGCCCUACGCCACCUUCACAGAGCACCCCAUGUCCCACGCAGAUGAGAAGGUAGCCUCCCUCUGCCAGCUGGACAACUUUCAGACCCAGCUUGUACAGGCGGUGAAGAGAGCCCAUAAGGAGAACCCUAUCCCUGGUCGGGCCAACGGAGUCCUGAUCCUGGAGAGACCCCUCCUCAUUGAGACCUACCUGGGCAUUAUGUCCUUUAUCAACAAUGAGGCUAAGUUGGGCUAUUCAAUGACCCGUGGCAAGAUUGGUUUUUAGAGACCGUUUCUCCAAACGGGGCAGCACCCUUGUUUGUGUUGUGUGCGCAGCUCGGAGAUCGUACAAAAUGAGCCUUCGCAGGUUGUUUGUAGCAGACAAAUAGUCGGCCAGUUGAAGACUUGCAUGAACUGUCUCCUCAUUUGGUUUUAGCGCCCCAGUCCUUUCAAGAGCUACCAUACUUGCAUGGGCCCUUUGACUGUAUUGGGUAUGGGACAAAAAGUUGAUGAGAAAUACGACGGUGUUUGCUUCUGCCUUUUUCUUAUAUUCAUUUUUUGUCCUAAACUGGGUGUGUUGCAAUCUUUUGCUACUUAUCUGAGCAUUAACUGUUAAAAGUGGCGUUCAGUGCCAAAGAUGUAAUGGCUGUGUGCCUGCGGUCAUCAUGAGACUCCUGUGCGGAUUCUUUGAAUGGAAACUAUUGUAUAUCCAGUCACAUGAUUAAGUGGAAUAAGCCUUGCUAAUAGGGGAAUUGAUCAUGAUGUGCUCUGUCUUUCUUAACAAUUCAACUUGUUUACUGUGGAAAAUGAGAGAAUAUUCUUCACAAUAAAAACAAAUCGUAGGUGACCUUAAAAGAUGA
Messenger RNA from Syngnathus typhle (broad-nosed pipefish), 1543 nucleotides. It is a transcript of the gene tprg1l, whose product is annotated as tumor protein p63 regulated 1-like. NCBI's taxonomy places the organism in Eukaryota, Metazoa, Chordata, Actinopteri, Syngnathiformes, Syngnathidae. The transcript is spliced from 6 exons. The record is from RefSeq and is a predicted model, not a curated record. Bases 124 to 969 code for a protein of 281 amino acids. Gene Ontology annotation, cellular component: cytoplasm.